Molecule: messenger RNA, 2796 nt
Organism: Myotis davidii
Lineage: Eukaryota; Metazoa; Chordata; Mammalia; Chiroptera; Vespertilionidae
Gene: DHTKD1
Product: dehydrogenase E1 and transketolase domain containing 1
Exons: 16
Coding region: 192-2630 (812 amino acids)
Biological process (GO): tricarboxylic acid cycle
Molecular function (GO): thiamine pyrophosphate binding; oxoglutarate dehydrogenase (succinyl-transferring) activity
Source: RefSeq, a predicted model, not a curated record
UUGCUUUCUUCCCCCCUAAAAUAGUUGAUCAUGGACUUGCCAGGUUGGUGACAGUAUAUUGUGAACAUGGUCAUAAAGCUGCCAAAAUCAACCCCCUCUUUACUGGACAAGCCCUGCAGGAGAAUGUGCCUGAAAUCCAAGCUCUUGUGCAGACUCUGCAGGGACCCUUUAAUACCACAGGAUUAUUGAACAUGGGGAAGGACGAGGCCUCUCUUGAGGAAGUAUUAGCCUAUCUCAACCAAAUCUACUGUGGGCAGAUUUCCAUUGAAACCUCCCAACUUCAGAGACAGGAGGAGAAAGACUGGUUUGCAAAGCGGUUUGAGGAGCUGAAAAAGGAGACAUUUACUACAGAAGAGCGAAAACAUCUGUCGAAACUAAUGCUAGAAUCUCAGGAAUUUGACCACUUUUUGGCCACCAAGUUUGCCACAGUGAAGCGAUAUGGAGGCGAAGGAGCUGAAAGCAUGAUGGGCUUUUUCCAUGAGUUGCUGAAAAUGUCAGCCUACAGUGGGAUCACUGAUGUCAUCAUUGGGAUGCCCCAUAGGGGGAGACUUAAUUUACUGACAGGCCUUCUGCAGUUCCCUCCAGAGCUGAUGUUUCGCAAAAUGCGAGGCUUAAGUGAAUUUCCGGAAGAUGUACCAGCCACCGGAGAUGUGCUGUCUCACCUGACCUCCUCAGUUGACCUGGACUUUGGUGCACACCAUCCCCUGCAUGUGACAAUGCUGCCUAACCCCUCGCACCUGGAAGCUGUUAACCCUGUGGCUGUCGGGAAGACUCGGGGAAGGCAGCAGUCUAGACAGGAUGGGGACUACUCUCCAGACACUUCGGCUCAGCCUGGGGACAAAGUCAUUUGCUUGCAGGUUCACGGUGAUGCUUCUUUCUGUGGUCAAGGGAUUGUUCCUGAAACAUUUACGCUCUCUAAUCUCCCACAUUUCAGAAUUGGUGGAAGUGUCCACCUGAUUGUCAAUAACCAGCUGGGUUAUACCACUCCGGCAGAAAGAGGAAGGUCUUCCUUAUACUGUAGUGAUAUUGGGAAGCUUGUGGGCUGUGCCAUCAUCCAUGUCAAUGGAGAUAGCCCAGAGGAAGUGCUCCGUGCCACACGCCUGGCUUUUGAAUACCAGCGCCAAUUCCGGAAGGAUGUGAUUGUUGAUUUGUUAUGCUACAGGCAGUGGGGCCACAAUGAGCUGGAUGAGCCUUUCUUCACCAACCCAGUCAUGUACAAAAUCAUCAGAGCUCGAAAGAGCAUUCCAGACACUUAUGCAGAGCACCUUAUUGCCAACGGACUCAUGACUCAGGAGGAGGUGUCAGAAAUCAAAGCCGCCUACUAUGCAAAGUUAAAUGACCAUUUAAAUAACCUGACCCACUAUAGCCCCCCUGCCACUCACCUGCAGGCCCACUGGCAGGGCCUGGCUCAGCCAGAAGCUCGCAUUACCACCUGGAACACAGGUGUGCCCCUCGACCUCCUUCGGUUUGUUGGUGGCAAGUCUGUGGAGGUGCCGGAGGAACUCCAGAUGCACAGUCACCUUCUGAAGAUGUAUGUUCAGUCUAGACUAGAGAAGGUGAUGGAUGGAACCAAGUUAGACUGGGCCACGGCAGAAGCUCUUGCCUUAGGCUCAUUGCUUGCUCAAGGUUUUAAUGUCCGUCUGAGUGGCCAAGAUGUUGGCCGUGGAACGUUUAGUCAGAGACAUGCAAUGGUUGUUUGCCAGAAGACUGACGAAACCUACAUCCCUCUGAACCAUAUGGACCCUCAUCAGAAGGGGUUUCUAGAGGUCAGCAACAGCCCAUUGUCAGAAGAGGCUGUCCUGGGAUUUGAGUAUGGGAUGAGCAUUGAGAGCCCUACGUUACUGCCCCUCUGGGAGGCUCAGUUUGGCGAUUUCUUCAAUGGUGCCCAGAUCAUCUUUGACACGUUCAUCUCUGGAGGAGAGGCCAAGUGGCUCCUCCAGAGCGGCAUUGUGAUUCUCCUGCCCCACGGGUAUGACGGGGCUGGACCCGACCACUCCUCCUGUCGCAUAGAGCGUUUCUUGCAGAUGUGUGACAGCGCAGAGGAGGGGGUGGACGGGGACACCGUGAACAUGUUUGUGGUAAACCCCACGACUCCUGCUCAGUAUUUCCAUUUGCUCAGAAGACAGAUGGUCCGGAACUUCAGAAAACCCCUCAUUGUUGCUUCUCCAAAGAUGUUACUCAGGUUCCCUGCAGCUGUGUCGACUCUUCAGGAAAUGGCACCAGGAACAACAUUCAAACCGGUCAUUGGUGAUUCAUCUGUGGAUCCAAAAAAUGUUAAGAGUCUAGUGUUCUGCUCUGGCAAACACUUCUAUGCCCUACUGAAGCAAAGAGAAUCUUUGGGGGCCGAGAAACAUGCAUUUGCCAUUAUCCGAAUAGAGGAACUCUGCCCAUUCCCGUUGGACUCAUUACAACUUGAGAUGAGCAAAUACAAACAUGUUAAAGAUUUUAUUUGGAGUCAGGAGGAGCCUCAGAACAUGGGUCCAUGGUGUUUUGUUUCUCCAAGGUUUGAAAAGCAGCUAGGCUGCAAGCUCCGCCUUGUGAGCCGACCACCUUUGCCAACACCUGCUGUAGGAAUUGGCACCGUUCACCUGCAGCAGCAUGAAGAUAUCCUCACCAAGACCUUUGCUUGAUGAUGUACUUUGAAGAAAUACAAUUUCCUGUUAAGAAAAUUGCCAUUAAUAAAAAGCCCUGCUUCCUCUACUCUCCUUUUUCCGUUAGGUAACAUGAAAUGUCUGCGUUCCUCUAAGAUGUUGGGACUGUUUAGGACAGUUUAAUCUGGAAUACGUGGAAUAGCAA